Molecule: messenger RNA, 2270 nt
Organism: Dreissena polymorpha
Lineage: Eukaryota; Metazoa; Mollusca; Bivalvia; Myida; Dreissenidae
Product: sodium-dependent glucose transporter 1-like
Exons: 6
Coding region: 165-1721 (518 amino acids)
Biological process (GO): transmembrane transport
Source: RefSeq, a predicted model, not a curated record
UCACAUCAGUCUUGGUAUUUCAAAUAUAUGUGUUUGGAUGCUUAUAACCAUGUUCUCUUUUUUAAACUCCUUUAUCUAGUAUCAUAAUUAUUGUAUAAAACACCCAAAGUAUUAUUUGCAAGUUUGGCAUUCAUGUGAGUAGUUGUUUGAUCUAGGACGACAUCAUGGCGGAUGGUCCGAAUUCGAAUCUCAGGUUGGACGUCAGCGUUGAUGAUUUUGAAGAGGCUUCUAAUGUAUCAGUCCAAGGGGAUGAUAAUGAAACAAUACCUAACGAUACCCCAUCUGAGGGAAAACAGGAAAACAACAAAAUGGACAAAGGUGACGAACGUAGCUCCGAACCACAGGGACACAGCUUAAGAGUGAUCAUCGCUCGAUUCAGGGCUCAGCCCGGAUUCAGAAUGCGAGUCUUGCAUACCAUUUGUUGUGUGUGGAUGUUCAUCACUCUGGGUUGGUUGGUAGGCAUUGUAGGAGCAACCUUUCCGGACCUACGCCUCAUAAUGGACAAGAACAUAGAGACUGCGUCAUGGAUAUUUACUGUUGGAUCAUUGGGCUAUCUCCUCGGAUCUUUUGCCUUUGGUCUACUAUUUGAUAGGUUCAACCGACUGUUAAUGUUAUCCACGGUCACUUCGCUCUCAGCCGUUGCAAUAGCAGUAAUGCCAUGGUGCAGCCAGUUUUCACUCAUGCUUGCUAUCAAUUUUGUCAGUGGUUUCUUCACUGGCGGUAUUGACGUCAGCGGGAAUUCCCACAUAGCUUCGAUAUGGGGUAGAGACGCCGCACCCUUCAUGCAGACACUUCAUUUCGGGUUUAGCGCAGGGGGUAUGAUUGGUCCACAAACGGCCAAGCCAUUUUCCGCGCAGAAGUCCUGUUCACAACUGAAUACUACGGGCACAACUUCGACUAUACUGCCCUUCACUAAUUCGACUACUUCUUGCGAUGAACAAUACGGCGAAACGCAUAUCCAUUACGCGUAUUUAAUUACUGGUAUUGGAUCUAUUUCUGCAACAAUCCCUUUCCUUGUAUUAUAUUGCUUGUCGAAAAGGUACAAUACAUAUGUAAAUACACCCUUACUGACUACAGAAAAACAGGAACAGCAAAACACGUUGCCUGUACUCGACAUGCGUAAACAAAUAGUAUUCGUCGGGCUGUUAAUGACGUUCAUCAGUAUGUACGCAUGCGUGGAGAAUAGGUUCUCGAGUCUCAUCACCACGUUUACCGAUGAAUACCUACAUUGGAACAAAUAUGAAGGUCUUGAUUUGGCCACGGUUUUUUGGGCAGCCUUUGCAGCCGGCAGAUUUUGCAGCAUUCCAGUGACUUUCUUCCUGAAAACCAGCAAUAUGAUUUUGAUCUACUUGCUGUUUUUAACAGCGGUUGUGAUCGCCCUUCUUAUCGCGUCAGUAUACGAUAUACGCCAGCUGAUAUGGGCAUGUACCGCAUGCGCGGGUCUUAGCAUGUCAGCCAUUUUCCCGGCAACAUUCACGUGGACGGCUGAAAGCAUUCUGACUGUCACCGGGAAGAUAUCGGCGACAUAUAUUGUUGGUGUGUCCGUUUUCAACAUGAUCUUUCCGCUACUCUAUGGAUUUGUAAUGGAUAACUAUUCGCAGAUGUACUUUGUGUAUUUGCUUCUGGGACAGUUAGUGCUGUCUUUGCUUCUCUAUGUAGCAAUAAGAAUGCUGAUACGAAUUUAUAUCAAGCCCUUCACACCACGGAAAGUAUCUGCAUAACGUGAGCUUUUUAAGAAGCUAAAAUAUCGUGCAAAAACGUUAAACAAAAUUGGAUACAUUUACUAUGUAAAAUAAGUAAUAUUUCACUAAAUUGGUCAUACAAUAUGCGAUUACUUUGACUAUGUUACUGUAUUAUCGGUUUGGAAAAUUAGAUAUAUGUAUUCACAUCCAUGGCGCGACUUAAUUGUUUUCGUUGUACUUAAUCCACAAACAGUCGAACAUUAAAUCAGAGUUAUACCUAAAGAAAGAAGGAUUGACUUAAUUUACCGACAUUAUAACAAAAUGAUCAAAUAUCAAAUUGAAGAAACAACAACAUUGAUUUUCAAUUGAGAGCAUUUUCUAUACUGGAUAAUAAUAUAUCAUAUUAUGACAAUAUAUUACAUAAUAUAAAACACAAUAUACACAUGUGCAUACGUGUACAUUGUUAAAUAUAUGGUGUAUAGAAAAAAAAAAUUAUUUAAAUUUGUAUAUGACGUGACGAUAUGUAAUAUUACGGAAUAUCAUUGAAAAGAAUCAAUCAUUUAUAAAUAAAACAAGUAUAAUGUGUGA